AUGGCUCGCAAACAUAAGGGCACCUUAGCUGUUAUUGAGCAAAUUUAUAGUGAUAUUCCUGCCUUUACUGACAUCUUUACGGAGGAAUCAUUUUAUACAUUUGCAUUUUGUUUUGCUGGUGCCACUAUUUUGGUGGCAUUUGUUUUAUCUAGAUUUAUAACUAUUAAACCGGUAGAAAUUUAAUUUCUUUCCGUUUCUAAUUAACUUAAAAAAUAAUAAAAAAUAAAUAAAUGAAAACAACAACAAACUGCAUCAAUUUGUUAAUCAUAAUAAAAUUAUAUUUGUAAUGUAAAGAAACCAA
Calliphora vicina (urban bluebottle blowfly) is the source of this 301-nucleotide messenger RNA. RefSeq lists its product as uncharacterized. Lineage: Eukaryota; Metazoa; Arthropoda; Insecta; Diptera; Calliphoridae. The coding region runs from base 1 to 183 and encodes 60 amino acids. The transcript has a single exon. The record is from RefSeq and is a predicted model, not a curated record.